Molecule: messenger RNA, 429 nt
Organism: Aspergillus japonicus CBS 114.51
Lineage: Eukaryota; Fungi; Ascomycota; Eurotiomycetes; Eurotiales; Aspergillaceae
Exons: 5
Coding region: 1-429 (142 amino acids)
Source: RefSeq, a predicted model, not a curated record
AUGAGUGGUCCCGGCGAAGAGCGCAGUACCUGGCGCGGAGGUCGCCCGUACGAGCAGAACCGCCACGCCGCGCAGAGACAUUCCUCCUCCCGAACAAUGAGCGCCCAUGGCAGCUCUCGAGGAGGGCCGAACACAUGGAACGAUUCCUCGCGCGAACAGCCUCCUCCUCCUCCUCCCUCGGGACCUCGGCAGGAACAGCACGUCCCCGUGCGGAACUUCAAUGCUACAGAGUCGAAGGCGGCUCUCAGAAGAGGACCCGGAGAACCGAGACCGUUCUUCUAUAAACCGCAAGGCAAGGACACGAACAACCGGGCUAGCGGACCCUGGGGUGCUAAACCGAAUCAAAUGGCCAACGGCAAGGAUUUCUUCCUCGAGCUUCGGAAACAAGUGACGGCUCUCCGACAGGGCAAUCCUGUUGCAGGUGGAUGA